AUCCCACAGCUCGAUCAACUCUCGCCUCCCGUCGCCACUUUCGCCUUCUCCGAUUCGACGCAUAUACCCCCAUCCUCUGCUCCGCCGCCCACCCGAACGCCACAGCCCCAUCUCCCUCUGAAUCCUGCCGGUCACCGUCGCAGCGGCAUCCGGAACCAAUGGCGCUCCUCGCGCCGAGCCCGCGCGCGCUCUGCGUGCGGGAGGCCGCGGCGGCGGCAUCGCCGCACCCGCACUCGUCAGCCGCUUGCUCGACCGUCGGCGGCGGGGCGGCCGGGCGGGUCCUGUGGCUGUGGAACGGCGUCGGGAGGGAGAGGGGGAGGAGGGAGCGCGGGCAGAGGGUCAGGGCGGGCGCAUACUUCUGGGACGUGUCCAAGCCGGUGGAGAUGGAGGAGAUCGACAGCAUGGACAAGCUCGACGACGCGCUCAGGUGGUCCGUCGAGAACAACCACGCCGUCGUCAUCGACUGGAUGGCUAGUUGGUGCCGGAAAUGCAUUUACCUGAAGCCCAGGCUGGAGAAGAUAGCAGGGGAAUAUCCAGGAGUCAGGUUUUACUUUGUUGAUGUCAACCAAGUUCCACAAACGGUGGUAAAAAGAGGGAAUAUAACUAAAAUGCCAACUAUUCAGUUAUGGAAGGAUGGAGAAUGGAAAGCAGAAGUAAUAGGAGGCCAUAAAGCUUGGCUUGUGAUGGAUGAAGUUAGAGAAAUGAUCCAGGCGAACAAAUGACUAAACACCUAAGCCCUGCAACUGAUAUUGUACUGCAAAAUGUAUAUAGAGAGAUUCGGAUGAUCUCUUCAUAUACUAAGUCACAACCAAAUCAAUAAAGCUAUAUUUCAGCUCCUUAUCACAGCUGGAUGGGCGGCGAUGGCGUCUUCGACGUCGUGUCCUCCUUGGAGGCGUUGCCUUGGAGGUCCUCUGGCCCAGCAUUCAUUAUUUAGGCGGAGUCUGUUUUCAUGGUUUCUGCACAACAAGGUUUGGCGAGCAAUAGAAGACAAAUUUUGUAACAGGAUGGGUCCAACAUUAAGUUUCUAAGCAGACAAGAGAUGUGAUGGAUUGUUACUGCAUAAAGACAACACAAGGUUGAAACAUGGACGAAAAAAGAAGAUUGAAGUUUAGUCUUCUAAUGGUCUUUCUUUGUCUUAAGAGUUUUCUUUCUUGUGUUUUUGAGCUCCUCUUUUUUUUUUGGAUUAGAGUCUAAGAACUCUUUAUAACCCUUUAGCUGUAUAUAUCCACCAUAUGGAUAUAGUAGGCUUGAUUUUAUCCUUUAUCUAAAAAAAAACAGAGCAGAGCUGGUUAAUAAUACUGUUUCGAUAUUCCGAAUGAA
This is a messenger RNA of Setaria italica (foxtail millet), 1320 nucleotides long. Its product is annotated as thioredoxin-like 3-1, chloroplastic. Bases 159 to 722 code for a protein of 187 amino acids. Gene Ontology annotation, cellular component: chloroplast stroma. The record is from RefSeq and is a predicted model, not a curated record. Lineage: Eukaryota; Viridiplantae; Streptophyta; Magnoliopsida; Poales; Poaceae. The transcript has 5 exons.